Molecule: messenger RNA, 5146 nt
Organism: Zootoca vivipara (common lizard)
Lineage: Eukaryota; Metazoa; Chordata; Lepidosauria; Squamata; Lacertidae
Source: RefSeq, a predicted model, not a curated record
UCAUAGAAUCAUAGAGUUGGAAGAGACCACAAGGGCCAUCCAGUCCAACCCCCUACCAAGCAGGAGUCUUUGUCCGACCCGAGCUCUGCAUCAGCAUCCAUCUGAACCUGAAUUUGGAAAAUUAAUUAAAAAUUAAUUGGAAAUAAAAGGAACCAUGGAGGAUUACCGUCUCGCAUGAUCCAUGAAUGUAAGGGUGGAAUGCAGCUGGCGGGCUUGGAGAAGUGUCAUGUGUGUUUUCCCAGGCUGAUAAGAAAGGGACAAAUACGGCAAAUCAAAGGGAGAAAUAAGCUUUAAUCAACAACGUAGGUUUUAUGCAGGUGAAAGAUGGAAGAGCAAGAGACGGGUGCUGCUGAAACAGGAAGAGGCACCGAUCCCAUCAAAAGCGAGAGCAGUGAGGGAUUCUGGGAAAGAAACGCACAGGGGAUCCUGGGUAAAGAGGACGCCCUCAGCUCAGAUGCACAGCGCCAGAGAUUCAGGCAUUUCUGCUACCAGGAGGCCGAAGGACCCAGAGAGGUUUGCAGCCGACUCCACCGCCUUUGCCGUCAGUGGCUGAAGCCGGAGCGACACACCAAGGCUCAGAUCCUGGACCUGGUGGUCCUGGAGCAGUUCCUGGCUGUCCUGCCCCCAGAGACAGAGAACUGGGUGAGGGAAUGCAGAGCAGAGACCAGUUCCCAGGCGGUGGCCCUGGCAGAAGGUUUCCUCCUGAGUCAGGCAGAGGACCAGAAGCAGGAAGAGCAGCAGGUAAAGGGUCUGCUUGUGGAAAUGAGAAGUGAUUUCCCUGACGCAGAGAGAUCUCGGUUGGAUGUCAGAGAGAAGCCACUGGGUGAUGGGAUGAUGCUGAGAAGAUCUACUCAGGCAUCUCUUCCUGGGGGAGGAGAAGGAGCUGCUGUAGCACCAGAUCAGGGUCCAAUAUCUUUUGAGGACGUGGCUGUGUGGUUCACCGAAGGGGAGUGGGCCUUGCUGGAUCCUGACCAGAGGGCUCUGCAUAACGAAGUCAUGGAGGAGAGUGUUGCGAUCCUGGCAUCUCUCGAAUGUGAUGAAUCGGAAAGGAAGAGUAAGGAAGAACUACAUGGAAAAGAGACCCAGGACCGAGACAGAUGCAGGAAGCGAGAAGAGCAAAGGAGCAAAAAUGAAGCAGAAAAGAAAAGGAAUAAGCUUCGAAAUGACAGUGGCUUUCAUGCAACCGAUGAUAGAAAGCAAUGUGGUAACUGCCUCGUUCAAUGGGAAGCUCUUGGUUCAAAACACCAGUGUAAAUCCUACUGCAAAAACUACAAAGGGGAGCAACCAUAUAAAUGCUCUGAGUGUGGAAAGGGUUUCAGAGACAGUUAUAGCCUUUCUUGCCACCAGAGAAUUCACACAGGAGAGAAACAAUAUAAAUGCCUAGAAUGCGGAAGGAGCUUCAGUAGCAAGCAAAGACUCGUUUAUCACCAAAGAAUUCACACAGGGGAGAAACCAUAUCAGUGUCUGGAAUGUGGAAAGGGCUUCAGAGAAAAAUUUACCCUUUCUUCUCAUCAGAUAAUUCACAAAGGGGGGAAACCAUAUAAAUGCUUGGAAUGCGGAAAGAGCUUCUCUCAGAAGUUACGUCUAACUAUUCACCAAAGAAUUCAUACAGGCGAGAAGCCGUAUCGGUGCUUGGAAUGUGGAAAGAGCUUCAGAGAAAAUUCUAGCCUAGCUUCUCAUCGGAGAAUUCACACAGAGGAAUACAAAUGCUUGGAAUGUGGAAAGAGCUUCAUUAGUAGUUCAAAACUUAUUCGGCAUCAAACCAUUCAUCCCGGAGAGAAAUCAUAUCAACAUUUGGAAUGUGGAAAGAGCUUCGUUAGUCGUUCAAAACUUACUCAUCAUCAGACAAUUCACACAGGGGAGAAACCAUAUAAAUGCUUGGAGUGUGGAAAGAGCUUCAGACACAAUUCUACCCUUUCUUCCCACAAAAGAAUUCAUACAGGGGAGAAACCAUAUAAAUGCUUAGAGUGUGGAAAGGGCUUUAGUCAGUCUUCCCCUCUCACUCGCCAUCAGAGAAUCCACACAGGGGAGACACCAUAUAAAUGUUUUGAGUGUGGAAAGAGCUUCAGUCGGAAGGUACAACUCUCUGUUCAUCAGAGAAUUCACACCGGGGAGAAGCCAUAUCAGUGCUUGAAAUGUGGAAAGAGCUUCAUAAACAAUUCUAGCCUUUCUUCUCAUCAAACAAUUCACACGGGCAAAAAGCCAUAUAAAUGUUUGGAAUGUGGAAAGAGCUUUACUUUAAAGAUGAAUCUCAAUACCCAUCAAAGAAUUCACACGGGGGAGAAGCCGUAUAAAUGCUUGCAGUGUGGGAAGAGCUUAAGCAGCAAGGACAGACUCGCUGACCAUCAAAGAACUCACACUGGUGAGAAACCCUUUAAAUGCUCGGAGUGUGGGAAAAGCUUCGCUGCGAAGAUAAAUCUCACUACCCACAAAAGAAUUCACACGGGGGAGAAACCCCAUAAAUGCUUGCAGUGUGGGAAGAGCUUCAGUCAGAGCCACCAUCUCACUUACCAUCGCAGAAUUCACACUGGGGAGAAACCGUAUAAAUGCUUAGAGUGUGGAAAGAGCUUCAGGAACCGCACUAGUGUAAUUUACCACCAGAAAGCACACACUGCAGAGACACAACAUAAAUGCUUGGAAUGUGGAAAGUGCCUCAGUCAGGAAGCAGAUCUCGUUGCUCAUCAAAAAAUGCACACCCGGGAGAAACCAUUUGUAUGCUUGGAAUGUGGGAAAAGCUACACUCUGAAGAACUGUCUCAGCAGACACCAAAGAAUUCAUACAGGAGACAAACAGUAUAAAUGUUCUGAGUGCGGAAAAAGCUUCACUGAGAAGUCAACUCUCACAACACAUCAACGUGUUCAUACGGGAGAGAAACCCUAUAAAUGCCUGGAGUGUGGAAAGGGCUUCACUCAGAGCUCCCAUCGCAAUCUUCAUCAGAGAACUCACACAUCGAUGGGCAGUGUAUGGGAGCAGCUUUCUUCAGAUCUCCAGCCUUUAUUCCCACCAAAAAAUCCAUACAGCGGAGAACCCAUAUGAAGACUUGGAAAAUUAAAGGAGAUUUAGGAGCAGUUCCUAGCUGUCUUUCCACAAUAAGAAACCAUAUAAAUGCUUGUAAUGCAUAUGGACAGGGCUUGUGCCCAAGACACUUUGUGGAGGAAUUUUUAAAAACACUGCUUGGAAGAAGCUUCUGAAGAAGCAGGAACUUCCAUUGUCAUCAAAUAAUUCACAGUGGCCUGUUGUCUUUGUCCAUGGAGUUUUCUUGGCAGGGAUACUGGAGCGGCUUGCCAGUUCCUGCUCCAGGUGGAUCACGUUUAGUCAAAACUCUCCACUGCAGAUGGUGACAGCAGUCACAAAAUUAAGGCGCCUGCUUCUUGGGAGAAAAGCGAUGACAAACCUAGACAGCAUCUUAAAAAGCAGAGACAUCACCUUGCCGACAAAGGUCUGUAUGGUUCAAGCUAUGGUUUUCCCAGUAGUGAUGUAUGGAAGUGAGAGCUGGGCCAUAAAGAAGGCUGAUCACCGAAGAAUUUAUGCUUUUGAAUUAUGGUGCUGGAGGAGACUCUUGAGAGUCCCAUGGACUGCAAGAAGAUCAAACCUAUCCAUUCUUAAGGAAAUCAGCCCUGAGUGCUCCCUGGAAGGACAGAUCGUGAAGCUGAGGCUCCAAUACUUUGGCCACCUCAUGAGAAGAGAAGACUCCCUGGAAAAGACCCUGAUGUUGGGAAAGAUUGAGGGCACUAGGAGAAGGGGACGACAGAGGAUGAGAUGGUUGGACAGUGUUGAAGCUACGAACAUGUGUCUGACCAAACUGCGGGAGGCAGUGGAAGACGGGAGUGCCUGGCGUGCUCUGCUCCAUGGGGUCAUGAAGAGUCGUACACGACUAAACAACUAAACAACAACAAAUUCACAAUGGUGAUUUGGGGGGGGGGGCUCAUAUCAAUGCUUGGAGUGCAGGAAAAUCUUGAAUAAGAAAAUGCAGCUCCCAUCUCAUUGAAGAGUAACUUCUCACAGAGGAGAAUAAGUAAAGAAUACAAAAGUUAGUAGCCUCCUCCAGACUUGUUUACAGAGAAUUCAUCUCCCUCCCUUGACCAAUUUACUCUGAAGUGCUCAUCUUUUCUCUUAUCUUUUCAUGCCCUCCAUUGUCCUGUGCGCACAAAAAUGGUUACCAGGUUAACCCUGUUCUCCAAGUUAGCAUUUUUGCCCAUGCGCCAAAUCAUGGGCUGUGUUUGAGCUUCAUUCAGUCAAGAUACUGUUACUUUGUGUUUUGCCAUUUUUAUAAACUAUUCCAGUGAUUUUCUGCAGUGAGGUUUUAAUGCAGGCAUAGGCAAACUCGGCCCUCCAGUUGUUUGGGACUACCAUUCCCAUCAUCCCUAGCUAACAGGUCCAGUGGUCAGGGAUGAUGGGAAUUGUAGUCCCAAACAUCUGGAGGGCCGGAGUUUUCCCGUGCCUGUUUUAAUGCUUAAGGAUCACCAUAUUGUGCCUCUUUAUAUUAUAUAAAAGCAAGCAGGUGUUUGUGUGAAACGGGUUUGAUGGCUCCAUAUGCCACGGUGGUACAAGACAGGAUGAAGAAGCAAGACAGCUCUGUACUGGGACUCUCAUGCCUUGUUUAAACAUGCCAGAAGCCCAUUGAUUUAGGGAGUACCAAGUGUGGGUCGGCUCCUUGGACUGUAAAGCCAAAUUUUUGACUUUGCACAUCAAGGAAAUAGAUGGAAACCUGAAGAGAUUCUAAAUAGCGGCAAAUUUGAUGGAUCUAACUUGACUCAGUGUUUCCCGGUUACUCCGCAUUUUAUGAUUAUAUGAUCAUCAAUGUUUUAAGUGUGUACUGCCAUAAAUAUUCUGAAAACUUACAAGCUUCAGGGCUUGGGAGAAAUAAAUGGUUUAGCUGUGUUCUAAGUGGUUUGGAAGUGCAAUUGUACUCGAUGACAUUGAGAUUUUGAUCCUGCGUAUUUUCAAUGAGUUGAUAACCUGCCCCUGUUAUCCAUUGAUGGGAAAAACCAAGAUUUGUUUGUAGGUCGGGGGGGGGGAGCUUUUGGGGAAAAGAAUAGUAUUACAGAAUUUGAGGAUUAGUCUCAAUGUCAUCUGUGUGUCCAUGUAUCCAUCUUGACCUGCCAUAGACUCCUAGUUCUGCUGUUUCUGUCUUCUUAAUAUAUAU